Molecule: messenger RNA, 2103 nt
Organism: Arachis ipaensis
Lineage: Eukaryota; Viridiplantae; Streptophyta; Magnoliopsida; Fabales; Fabaceae
Source: RefSeq, a predicted model, not a curated record
AUGGUAACAUUUCAGGCCUAUGCAGUUGGACAAGUAGAGAUAAAUUUUGGCCCAAAUGAGGAGGAAGAAAUUAUGGCUGAGAAAGAUGAAAAAGAUGAAUCAGAUGAGGAAGAAGAGGGUAGUAAUGGCAGUGAGGACGAGGACUAUACUCCCAAGGGUGGUGAAGAUGAUAGUAGUGAUUCAUGGAGUUUUGAUUCCAGAAAUGGUUAUUGCUCAGAAGAUAGUGCUGUUGAGGUUGUGUUUGGUGACGGUGAUGAUGACAAGGAAGGGGCUGAGGGGUUAGUAGAUGUCAACAUCAGGGUAGGGGAUAGAUUCGAGGCUGGCACAACUGAAACCCAAACAGAUGCAGCAAAAGAGAGUAUAAGUGACAAUGACAAAGGUAAGGAGAAGAUUGCUGCAGGUUUAGGGGAUGAGGAAGAAGGAUAUGAAUCUGAAGAUUUUCUGGAUAUGCCUAUUAUUGAUGAUGAUGAUGAGGAUGAUAAUAAUGUUUUCAAGAAGUAUCCGUUGCACAAGCAGCUAAAGGACAUGAGUGAGUACAAGUGGGAGGUUGGAACUCUUUAUGUAUCAAGAGAGGAGUUUAAGGAUUGUGCUACUGCCUAUGCUGUACAUACUGGCAGGGGUUUGAGGUUUGAUAAGGUUGACCUUCGGAGAGUGAAGGUUACUUGCAUGGAGGGUUGCAACUGGUUUGCAUACUGUGGGAAGAUGAAGAAUGAGCAAACAUGGCAAUUAACCCGCUGCCACAACAAGCAUAGUUGUUCUAGAGAGUUGAAAAUUGGGAUUAUGCAUGCAAAAUGGUUGAGCAAGGUGUUUAUAAAAAAUAUUGCUGAGAAUCCAAAGAUAAAGCUCUCCACACUAAUGAAGAAAGCAUACAGCAAGUGGAAUGUAGAGCUGACUAAGUCUAAAGCUGCCCGGGUUAAACAGUUUGCACUUGAUGAGUUACAAGGAACGUACAUAGAGCAAUAUCGGAGACUCUAUGACUACUGUCAUGAAUUACUGAGGUCUAACCCGGGUUCUACAGUGAAGUUGCAAGUGGAGAGACCACCUGAGUUUGCUUCUGAGAGACCAAAACCUGGUGUGGAUCUAAGGCCAAAGUUUCAAAGACUCUAUGUGUGCGUUGAUGCUUGCAAGAAGAGUUUUAUGGUUUGCAGACCAAUAAUUUGCCUUGACGGGUGCUUCAUCAAGACACCAUAUGGAGAUCAACUUCUCACGGCUAUUGGCUGGGACCCGAACGACCAGAUAUUGCCAAUAGCCUAUGCAGUGGUUGAAGCAGAGACGAAGGACACAUGGACCUGGUUUCUUACCAAUCUGUGUGAUGAAUUUGGCUAUGAGAAGAUAAGGAGCUGCACCUUCAUGUCUGACCAACAGAAGGGUUUAGUUCCAACCUUCGAUGAGCUCAUUCCCGGAGUGGAUCAUAGAUUCUAUGUUAGACAUCUUUACAGCAAUUUCAGGAAGAGAUUCCCAGGGCUGCAACUAAAACUGAUGAUGUGGAAUGCUGCAAAGGCUACUUAUUUACAAGAGUGUGAUAGGAGGAUGACUGAAAUCCAAAAUGUUGAUAAUGGAGCCUACAACCACCUGAUGGAGAUACCAACCAAAUAUUGGUGCCGGCACAAGUUUGGGACUUGGUCUAAGUGUGAUACCUUGGUAAACAAUAUGUGUGAAGUAUUUAACUCUGUGAUUGUGGAUGCCAGAGAGAAACCAAUAGUCAGCAUGCUUAAAGACAUCAGAGUAUACAUAAUGAGGCGUUGGGCUGAUAAUAGGGAUCGGAUAAUUGAAUACCCAAGAGAGGUGUUGCCCCGUAUCAGGAUUAAGGUUGAAAAACAAGCUAAUGCAAGUGGUAAGUGGGUCAGCACGUAUGCUGGUCGUGACAAAUAUGAGGUAACUAGUAUCCAUGGAGGCAAAGAGAAGUUCGUUGUUGAUUUGAAGAAUCACAAGUGUUCGUGCAGGAAGUUUCAGCUGUCCGGAAUCCCCUGUGCUCAUGUAAUGACCUGCAUUAGGAAGAUGUGCUUCAAUGUGAACAACUUUGUUGCAAUCUGUUACAAGAAAGCAACUUAUUCUGAGUGCUACCAACAUGUGGUAUAUCCCUUGAAUGGGCCCAACCUGUAG